AGGAUCUGGAUCUGGAUCUUGGAUAUUACAUGGGGAAUGAACGCGCAUGCGCAUUACAUCCACAGGAAUAAUUAAAGGGUGUGUCCAAAGAGAUCAAUUUUCACAAAUGGCUACUGCUAGCUAGCUGUUUUUUAACAGAUAUUUUCUGAGUAUUGUAGCUAACAAAAAGCUAGCGCUUUAGUGCAAGGCCAACUCAUAUGUUGAAUAGAAAGUUUGUGCGGACAGAUGAUGCUAUGAAAGAUUCUGAAGAGACUGCAACAGCCUUCAAUUGUAUGACAGACACAUGACAAGAGGACUCAGUGAGAGCCAAAUCUAAGCUGACUGGUGUAGACAACAAGAAAUUCAGACUCCAUGGCUGGAACGAGAUCAUCUUCUUUAAGACCUACCUACGGUGAAUUGAUUGACAUCUUUGAAAAAGUUGAGCACAAUGAAGAUUCUCUCAUAUCCGAGUUCAAAAUGCAUUAUCCUAAGUGUCCCAUAGGUCGUCCUGAUCGUUUUUUUGGAACGGUUAAACGUAUAGUAGCUCCAACACAAGAAUCACUGAUUGGUGAACCUAGAAUAAGUGGAUCACCUUUACAAUCUUACAGAAAGAGGGUAUGGCAACCAAGAAUACGAAAUCCAACAGGAUCUGUGCCAGCAGGUGCAGCUGUGUUCCCAAAAAGCCUCAAUAGCUAUGGAUUAAAUCAAGAGCUUCUAGCAACCGUCUUUAAUCAAGUUCUUACUGGAAAACAGCCAAAGUGGCGAUUAAGAGGAAUCCCUGAAAUUCACUUUUAUAAGGAACUCCACCCAUUUUUAAAGAAAUGGUCCGUGUCUUGCAAAUUGACAAAGCAGACAAUUGGCAGAUUCUAUAACUCUAUAGACCCUACCCUAAAUGCCAAAGGAAUUCGACCUGAUAAUGUGUACAGGCUAAUAGAAAGAAUAUCUCGAAGUACACAACCUCCUAAUACCAUGAUGUCAUAUGGAACAUCAGAUAAGUCUACCGUUGAAGUGCAAAUGGAAGCAUCAAGUUGUACGAAACAUGUCGAAGCAAUGAGUUUCGAAUGUAUUCAAUUAAGGGAAAAACUUGAGGUAUCCCACAAGCAGCUGUCUUGUGCUCGAAAGGCACUGCAGAUUAUCACGAAUGAGAAAAUUGAGCUUAAAAAGCAAUGCAAUACUGCCAAAAUUAAAGCUACAAAAAUAAAAUCCAAGUAUGAAGUGUUAGAAGACAAUUUCGCUCAGCUAGAGGAGGAUAACAUUGAACUUUCCACAGCUAUUUCAGAUUUACAAAGUGAGCUUGAGUCUAAUCCUGACGACACAUCCGAUUGUGAUGGGGAUUUCUCAAUACUAACAAAACACGGAAGAAGGUACUCACCCGUUGUCAGGAAGCUUUACUAUACCUUGCUCUCAAAACAAAUUCCCUCAGUGAAGAUAGCCGAUAUAAUUAAGACUGUGAUUAGAUGUUUUUUUCCUGCCAUUGAUGUUGACGGAUUGCAGCUUCCUAAACGGUCAUGUGCUGACUAUAUGCGUAAAUGUGAGCUGGUAACAAUUAGUAACGCACACAAAGCUACAGUUCUGAGUGAGUGCACAUCAGGAUAUCGAUUGAAUACAGAUGGCACUACAAAGAAUCAAAAAAAAAUUGGAGGGGUAGGAAUCAAUGACAUUGUGAUUAGUGUAAAUGAACUACCAGAUGGGACAGCUGCCAGUUCCAUUGAAGAUGUCUCGAGAGAAUUAGAAAAGCUGCGUAAAAUCGCUCAGACUCUCCAUUUACCUAAUGCAGACCAAAUAAAUUGGACUCUUUUCACUGCCUCGAGUUCUGAUAGUGCAUCAACCCAAAAACAUUUCAAUAAAUUGAUAGAAGAAUGCAGACAGAAAGAUGAGCUUAGGUUUGGUGCUGCAACACUAGAAACAGUUGAAAUUGUAGAGUCAUUUUGCUCGAUGCACCUUGGAGUUAAUCUUCGUAAGGCUUUUUUAAGCGGUACCGUCCAAGAAGAUGCUGUUACUGAUUCAAGUAGGAAGUACCACCCAGUUGAUAAAUUUGUACACGAAUUCUGCAAGUUGUUUGGCAAACACGGCACUCCUGAGUAUGGUAGUGGUGCUAACGAUUUCCCAGACUUUCUGGCUCUUAUGAUUAAUGACCAUACUCUAAGUGACGAGUCACGUCAGUAUUUCCAAAUUUGCUCCACAGUGAACCUGCAGCGGCAGGUAGGAAGUCGCUACUUUGUUUCAGCCAGCAAUGCAGCCAGAAUAGUUUUUCUCGCGAAAGCAGCAGUGCAAUUUUUACACUACACAGGGAAAGUGAAUGGUAAUAAGCUUGAAGUGGAAUUGUUUGCUAAACUGAAUAACGUUAAUGAAAUGGCUCAAUUGCGUGCAGAUGCAUUAAUGUAUUACCAUACAUACGCUGAUCUUGUUAUGUUGUCAAAAUCUAAAGAGCUGGCUAAAAGUGUUAUGGACAUGAACAACCAUUAUCUUGAAUUGCUGUGUUUUUUAGGUGACGUUCAGACAUCUCCUGAAAUAGUGUUCGACAAAACGUAUGAAGUGUUUCGAUCCGAAAAAGAAUUGUAUGGUCCUAGUAGUACAGUGAAUCACCGCCACCAUAAAAAUGUUGAAGCUCUUUAUAAUAAGCUAUUCGAAGAGACAGAGGACGACUCAGGUGUCUUGUUGCUGAUUGUCACUGGUGCUGCAAAAAUGAAGGAGAAGCUGUUAACAUAUGCUGGAAAACAAUUACCUUCUGGUGAAUAUUGGAACCCCGAACCAGCAGUGAAGAAAGUGCUAAUGGAGCUUAAACCAAGCAAUGAUUUUUGCGAGUCACUCCUGGGUCUAAACGACUACUUGACAACUGCAAUUCCUAACCUAACUCAAGUCGCAAGGUCAAACCUUGUUCAGGUGAAGAAAAACCACACCUUGCAGUGGCUUGAUAAGCUUCCAGAGAAACAGCAAAGUAAAUUGCUGGAUCUUGCUGUUCAGCAAAAGCCAACGGUGAAUGCUGAACAAAAAUUAGCGCAGAAAGAUAUAAUCGAACAAAGGCAAUCACGUCUGUUUCAAGCAAACAAGAGGAGAGAAGCAUUGAGGAGGAAGGCACAGAAGGAGAAAGAUGAACUUUCAGAACAUCACUUAAUUAGAACAUCGCAAGAACUAAACCAAAUUUUGCUGGAUAUUGAUGCAGAAAGUAUUGCUUUGAAUAAGAAGAAGAGUAAGAAGCUUUCGCUAUUGAAAAUACAGAUUAAUAUCAGGAAAAAAGUAUUGAGGCAAAAGAUUUGUAUUCCACUAAGUCGGGCAAGGAAACAGCGGUGUCUAAGUGAGAUUUUGAACGAUUUAAUACAAUUUCUCGACGACCAUCCUAUAGAAUUCGAACACACAAGCUAUUUGGAAAAUCCUAGCUCUUUGAUUGGUAAACGUAUACGCCACAAAUUUGUAGUUGGUGAUACGAACAUAGUAGAAUGGUACCAUGGUACUAUAGUAAAUUACGAUGCAGUUGAAAAGGAACACAAAAUUCAGUAUGAUAACGAGGAAGAGUUGUGUUCAUUUGAUUUGGUAUUAGACUUACUUAGUGGUGACUUAGAAGUACAAACUGGAUAGUUAUGAUUAUAUAUACAUGUACAUAAUAAUUAUUAAAAUAAAAUUGUAUGCAUUAUUUUUUAUUGUCAACUUAAUUUUGCUUGAAA
Messenger RNA from Halichondria panicea, 3641 nucleotides. RefSeq lists its product as uncharacterized. Lineage: Eukaryota; Metazoa; Porifera; Demospongiae; Suberitida; Halichondriidae. The transcript is spliced from 5 exons. The record is from RefSeq and is a predicted model, not a curated record. Gene Ontology annotation, molecular function: 3'-5'-RNA exonuclease activity. Bases 352 to 3555 code for a protein of 1067 amino acids.